This is a messenger RNA of Acanthosepion pharaonis, 1977 nucleotides long. NCBI's taxonomy places the organism in Eukaryota, Metazoa, Mollusca, Cephalopoda, Sepiida, Sepiidae. The record is from the annotation of a GenBank genome assembly.
AUGCGUAAAUGUGACUACAUCCGGUUAAUGUUUCGCGCUGUCCACAAUCCAAUUUUUGUCCGUUACUAUUCCCAAUGUGCUUAUCGAAAGCAAAUAGCUAGAGACAAAAGUCUGCCACCUUAUCUAGUUUGGUUUUCUUUCUUUCUUUUUUCUUCAUUUUAUCUUUCCUUCCUUAUUUUUUCAUUUAAUAUUCUUUCUUUGUUUUUUUUAUUCCAUUUCUUUCCUUAUUUUUUCAUUGGUUUCUUUUAUUCCUUAUGUUUUCGUUUUUUUUUUUUUUUUACAUACUUACCUUAUUUUUUUUCAUUUUUACGUUCUUUCCUCAUUUUUUUAUUUAAUAUUAUUUCUUUGAUUUUUUUUAUCAUUUUUUCAUGUCGAUUAAAUCUAUCUAUCUAUCUAUCUAUCUAUACAUAUCGUCAUUAUCUCUUUCUUUUUUUCUAUUCACUUCUUUUUCUACGUUUUUGUUUGUUUGAGCUGUGUAUACAUUCGUUUUUUUGUUUAAUCCUUCGCUUUCUUUAUUUCUACAUUCGUAAUCGCUUCUUUGUUUCUUUUUUUGUCUCUUUACUCUUUUUCUUUGUCUUCAAGGCAUCAUUCUUCUUUUUUUCUUUCUUUAUUCCUUUCUUUCUUUCUUUCUUUCUUCUUUUCAUCCUUUCUAUCUAUUCUCUUUUUCGUUUGAUUGUGUACAUUUAUCAUAUUCGUUUAUUUCUUUGCUUUCUUUCUUCUAUAUACGUGACCAUUCUUUCUUUCUUUUUUCUUUCUUUCUUUCUUUCUUUCUUUCUUUCUUUCUUUCUUUGUCAGCAGAACUUAAUUCUCCAUUACUAUCAUUCUUCCUUUCUUUCUUUACAUUUUUCAUUUCUUUGUUUGUUUUGGCGCCAUGUACACAUUUCUUUUUUUCGUGUAUUCCUUCGCUUUCUACAUGUCAUAUCAUUAUUUCCCUUAACUUUCUUUCUUUCUUUCUUUCUUUCUUUCUUUCUUUCUUUCUUUCUUUCUUUCUUUCUUUCUCAACAUCAUUCCCUUUAUUUACUUUCUUUCUUCUUUCAUUCUUUCUUUCUUUCUUUCUAUUCUCUUUUUUAUUUUAGCUCAAGGUAUACAUUUCUAUUUUGCGUUUAUUCUUUAGCUUUCAUUAUUUUUAUAAACGUAAUUGCUUCAUUAUCCCUUCCUUUCUUUAUCAUCAUUUCCCUUUCUUUCUUUCUUUCUUUCUUUCUUUCUUUCUUUCUUUCUUUCUUUCUUUCUUUCUUUCUUUCCAUUAUCUUCUCCAUUUAUUCAUUCAUUCAUUCAUUCAUUUCUUUCUUUCUUUCUUUCUUUCUUUCUUUCUUUCGUUCUUUCUUUCAUAUCAUCUCUUUUUCCAAUCAUAUUAGCUUCAUAUUCUUUCUUUCUUUCUUUCUUUCUUUCAUAUCAUCUCUUUUUCCAAUCAUAUUAGCUUCAUAUUCUUUCUUUCUUUCUUUCUUAUUUUCUUUCUUUCUUUCUUAUUUUCUUUCUUUCUUAUUUUCUUUCUUUCUUUCUUUCUUUCUUUCUUUCUUAUCAUUUCUUUUUCCAAUCAUAUUAGCUUCAUAUGCUUUCUUUCUUUCUUUCUUUCUUUUUUCAUAUUUUUUUUCUAAUCAUAUUAGCUUCAUAUUCUUUCUUUCUUUCUUCCUUCAUAAGACCUGUUUUCCAGUUUUAUUGAAUCUAUAUUCUUUCCUUGCCUUCAUAUUCUUCUUUCUUUCUUUCUUUCUUUCUUUCUUUCUUUCUUUCUUUCUUUCUUUCUUUCAAACCAUACCAUCUCUUUUUCGAGGCCUAUUAGAUUCUUUCUUUCUUUCUUUCUUUCUUUCUUUCUUUCAUAUCAUCUCUUUUUCCAAUCAUAUUAGCUUCAUAUUUUUUCUUUCUUUCUUCCUUCAUAAGGCCUUUUUUCCAGUUUUAUUGGAUCUAUAUUCUUUCCUUGCUUCUUUCUUUCUUUCUUUUUUCUUUCUUUCGUCCAUACCAUCUCUUUUUCCAAUCUUAUAA